Messenger RNA from Cucumis melo (muskmelon), 2433 nucleotides. RefSeq lists its product as uncharacterized. The transcript is spliced from 5 exons. Lineage: Eukaryota; Viridiplantae; Streptophyta; Magnoliopsida; Cucurbitales; Cucurbitaceae. The record is from RefSeq and is a predicted model, not a curated record. Bases 1 to 2433 code for a protein of 810 amino acids.
AUGCAUGAUGUAGCUGAAUUAUUGACAUGGCAUAUGAACCAUAAAAAUAGUGAUGGGAAGAUGCGUCAUCCAGUUGAUUCUGUUUCAUGGGACUCAAUUGAUGCAAAGUGGCCCGACUUUUCGAAUGAUCCACGAAACUUGAGGUUCGGUCUUGCAACCGAUGGUUUCAACCCAUUCUCUAAUCUUAGUAGUCGAUACAGUUGUUGGCCAGUCAUGCUUGUGACAUACAACCUACCUCCUUGGUUAUGCAUGUCGAAAGAAAAUAUAAUGCUAACUUUACUGAUUCCUGGUCCUAAACAGCCUGGCAAUGACAUUGACAUUUUCUUGCAACCAUUAAUUGAUGACUUGAAAUUGUUAUGGGAUGGAGUUGAAGUUUACGAUGUAGUUAGCAAAUCAAACUUCAAUUUGAGAGCUGUGCUUAUAUGGACAAUCAAUGACUUUCCUGCUUAUGGAAAUCUUGCUGGGUGUACAACGAAGGGUAAGACGGCUUGUCCAAUUUGUGGGGAGCACACACAUUCUCAGUGGUUGUACCACAGUAAGAAAUUAGUCUAUAUGGGUCAUAGAUGCUUUUUACCUCCAUCUCAUCCAUAUAGAAAAAAGAAGUCGUGGUUUGAUGGCAAAGUUGAAGACCGACAAGUUCCUAGGAUUGCAAAUGGGAAUGCAAUCGAUACCCAACUUAAAGAUUUUCAAAAUUUCUUUGGAAAAGUUGAUAAGAAAAAACGAAAGAGACAAAAAGAGUUGAAAGGAAUGUGGAAAAAACGAUCCAUCUUCUUUGACUUACCAUAUUGGAAGGAACUUGUAUUACGUCACAACUUAGACGUCAUGCAUGUUGAGAAAAAUGUAUGUGAGAGCAUAAUAGGCACAUUGUUGGAUAUUAAUGGAAAAUCAAAAGAUGGAUACAAUGCUCGUAAAGAUUUGCAAGACAUGAAUAUACGACAUGACUUACACCCAGUAGAACGCGAGAGUCGAGUAUACCUUCCUCCAGCUUUACACACUUUGUCUAAAUUAGAGAAACAACUGUUUUGCAAGAGGUUAUACGAGUUGAAAGUACCUGAUGGUUAUAGUUCAAACAUUUCUAACUGUGUUUCAGCGGAGGAAACCAAAGUAAUGGAAUUAAAAUCUCAUGACUAUCAUGUGCUAAUGCAACAACUUCUACCGGUUGUCAUUAGGGGAAUGCUUCCAAAGGGCCCGAAACAUUCAAUAACACGAAUCUGUGGAUUCUUUAAUAAAAUCUGCCAACGUGUAAUUGAUCGAGAAAGUAUGUUGGAAAUUGAAAAGGAGGUAAUCGAAACACUAUGCCUUUUUGAGAGGUAUUUUCCUCCUUUAUUCUUUGACAUCAUGACUCAUUUGGUCAUUCAUUUGGGUCGUGAAGUUCGUUUGUGUGGACCCGUUCAAUUUCGUUGGAUGUAUCCAUUCGAAAGGUACAUGAAGACUCUAAAAGGGUUUGUUAGAAAUCAGUCACGUCCAGAAGGGUGCAUUGUAGAGCGUUAUUUAGCCGAAGAAUGCAUCCUCUUUUAUAAGAAUUGUGUUCAAGGUUCAACAAGACUUGAUGAUAAACAACGUCGGAAUGAAGAAUUUAACAAUGAUAUCAUUCUCGAAGGACGUCCAAUAUCUACUGGAAAGGAAAUUACAUUAUCUGAUGAAGUGCUCAACCUUGCACAUCAAUAUGUCUUGUUCAACACAAAAGCAGUUGAACCAUACAUAGAAAUGCAUAGGAACGAGUUGAUCCUUUCAAAUAAAAGACUUGCAAAUGAUGACACUCAAGUAAUGAAGGUUCACUCAGAACAAUUUCCUAUUUGGUUGAAAGAGAAGAUUUCAUUGGAUGUUGGUAACAGAAAAGACUCAGAUAUAUUGAAAUGGCUUGCAAAUGGACCACGCAAGACCGCAAUGUCAUUUUUAGGUUAUAUUAUAAAUGGUCAACGGUUCCAUAUUAAAAGCAUAGAAAGAUCGACUCAAAAUAGUGGUGUUUCAAUUGAUGCAAGUUCAAUAUGUAGAUCAAGUGAUGGAGAUGGAUCUCCAAAGUUUGAUGUGGUUACAUAUUAUGGAGUCCUAACCAAAAUAAUUUUAUUAGAUUACUAUGUCUACCGACUUCCAAUGUUUAAGUGUGAUUGGGCAAAAAUCCAUAAUGGUGUUAAAGUUGACGAUGGAUUUACACUUGUUAAUUUGCAUCAAAACCAAAGUCAAUUCUCAAGCGAGCCAUACAUUCUUGCAUCACAAGCUAAACAAGUUUUUUAUGCAAGAGAAAAUGACAAUUCUCCUUGGUAUGUUGUAUUGAAAGCACUACCGAGAGGAUUUCAUGAAUUAGACAAAUAUGAUGAGAAUGUUGAUACAAGCUUUGUGAUUGACGGAUCCUCCCUAGCGCUUGAUGAUAUUGAUGAUGAGUUUGAAUGUCGCAACAAUUCACGGGACGAUUGUGAAGGCAUCUUAUUAUGA